Molecule: messenger RNA, 3902 nt
Organism: Linderina pennispora
Lineage: Eukaryota; Fungi; Kickxellomycota; Kickxellomycetes; Kickxellales; Kickxellaceae
Exons: 1
Coding region: 67-3600 (1177 amino acids)
Biological process (GO): autophagy; endosomal vesicle fusion; vesicle-mediated transport
Cellular component (GO): cytoplasm; fungal-type vacuole membrane
Molecular function (GO): protein binding
Source: RefSeq, a predicted model, not a curated record
CUCUUUCGUGCUGUCAGUGCAAAUCCAACAUUCUACACCCUCUCCAUUUACAUUCUACCAGUAAAGAUGGACACGACGAAUGCCAAGGCGCAGUACCUCUUACAGACACUGGCAAUUGGAAUUCAGCUCGAUGAGCACAGCAGCUCGGGACCAGCAGGCGGGCGGCCACGGAAGCAGAGCCUGUCACAACGACUCGGGUUCCAACAGCCGCAAGCAGAGCAAGCACCACAGAAGCCUAAGCUGUCACCUGCAGAGAAAGGCAAAGGCAGAGGCAAAGAGCCAGACGUUGGUGAGUCCGACGAGCAGCAAGCAGACAAGCAGUCAGGCAGUCCGCCAGCAGAGAAUGCUGGUGCAGCAGCAAUUGCCGACCUUCUUGGUGACAAGCCUGCGUCGCCAGCACCCUCAGUGAGCUCACAGAUGCAGAAGCAGCGUAUGGCCAAGAUCGAGUGUGCCGAGAUGGUGGGCGGCGACCUGUACGUGGGCACCAACGACGGACGCAUCGUGCACUAUGCGAUCGACACGCCGGUCAUUGGCUCGGGUGAAGUGCCAGAGAACUUCCGUGUGAAUAGCGUUGACCUGAAGAUGGGUGGCAAGCGUGUCGAGCAUAUCAUUGCGUUUCCUGGUAUGUGUCGGUUGGUAGUUCUGUGCAGCUCGACGGUCUUGUUUUACUCGCUGCCUGAGUUGCGGCCGGUGCCAUCGAUGGGCAGAGUGAAGGGUGUUUCGUGUAUCGCGUUUGAUGAGCGCGCGGAUCGGUCAUCGGCAACGACGGUGAUUCUGUGCGUGGCGAGGAUGCGCAGCAUUCAGAUGUACCGUAUGGCGUCAGAGCUCAGACUGGAGCAGGAGGUGGGGAUAGAUAGCAGCGUAGCCAGCAUAUGCCAGUAUGGAAACUAUGUGUGCCUGGCGGAUACAGAGACAUACAAAAUUCUGGACUUGGCCAAAAUCCGAGCCACAUCGGUGGAGAAUGGGCAGCUGGUACUCUUGCCUACAACACAGCCGUACAAGGACGAGAAGACAGGGAGGAUUGUGCGUCCACCUCGGCCGCGUACGCUGGUGGUUGGUCCCAACGAGUUCAUGUUCCUGACAUCGUCUGGGGAUGAGACGACGUUGGGUGUCAUUAUUACAGCCAUGGGCGAGGCGCUGCGGGGAACCCUGCAGUUUACCACAUACCCGAAAUCCAUCAUAUACGACGAUCCGAAUGUGAUUGCGAUAUUCGGCAACGGUGUGGUCGAGGUAUAUGACACGCGGCGGCAAGAGCAGACACUGACACAGAAGCUGUUUGCGGAGCCCGAGAGUGACAUUCCAAACAGCAGCCGGCCACGCAAGGUCUGCACUGUGGCAAGCACGCUGCUGUGCACCAAUGUCUCGCGGGCUGAGGUCAUCGAUGGCUCGGCAGCUGGGGUGCGAGUGACGUCGCCUGAUCUUGAUGCCAGCAGUUUGUUCCGGGCUGAGCAUAAACACUCGGAAAGCGAGAUGGACACAAAGCCUUGGACCGCAGCACUGGCGCAGUCGCAGCAUAUGGACCGCGAGAUGCUGGGUGAUAACAGCGUGUCGGCAGCACAUGGAACCGCGGGAAAGGCGCUGAGUCGGUUCACCAAUGCAACAAUACUGGUGUGUGCACAGGAUUCCGUAUAUACACUGGCCAACUUGCCGGAACUGGUGCGCGUGGACAGGCUGCUGGACGAUCAAAAGGUCGAGGCAGCAUUGUUGCUGGCCGACAAGGCGCUAGCGUCUGAUACCUCGCUUAACGCAAAGAUGGACGAAGUCGCAUACUGCUUCCAGAAAGCCGGCGCAGUCUGUUUGAAGAAUAUGCUUCUGGAUGACGCCCUGCAACACUUCCGUCGCGGGAGCCUGGAUCCACGCGCUUUAUUGCAUCUGUUUCCCGAAUAUGUUGACUAUCUAGGGACAUUGCUGAUUCCAUUUGGCCGAAUCCCGAUGGCCGCUGGCCUACGCGAUGUGUUCUAUGCGAUCGGUGAUGUCGACAGGCUAGUCGAAGUCGGUGCGCGGCAGAUGGCUGGUGAGAGUGAGGACCAGCUAGAACUGUUGAAGCAGACCCUGAAGGACAAUGCUCGAGAGAUGCUGGAGCGGUACCUUGAGUACGCGCGCCUUCAGAUGUCGCUACCCGAGCAACCAUUUGCGCCCGACUCUGUCCCUGUUAUUGACACCGUGCUAGCACGGAUAUAUGCCGAGAGCUCGCAGCACGACAAACUGAGCUCCAUGAUCAUGGCAUCUGACAAUAACAUUGUCGAGGACUUUGCUCGCGACUAUUUUCUGCAGACACAUCGGUACUACUACUGCAGCCUGUUCAAGAAGGCGCGUAAGGACACACAGGGCGUCCUGGAUGUAUGGCGGAAACUGCUUACUGGUGAAUGGGAGGAUGAGCAGUUUGGUGGGCUGGCCGAGUAUCUGGAGUAUAUCCAGGUGGUCAACAACCAGCGUGUUCUGCUUGACGAGUACUACUGGCUGGUCAGCUUCGAUAUUGGCACGUCGCUACAGGUCUUGAUGUACCUGACGGACGAGUCGGUUGCGUCCAUUGAUGCCGACAAGGUCAUCAAGGAAAUCGAGCCAUACGGGGACGAGCCGCUGCGCGCUUUCAUUGAGCGGCUGAUUGGUGCCAAGCAUGCGAGGGCCAAGCACUAUAUGACGUAUCUAGUCAAGGUGUAUGUGCGCCAGCUGCGUGAUUUCUACCUGGGUGAUGGGGAGGAGGCAAGGCACAGCCUGAAGCAGCUGAUGGAUGACUACCGCUGCGCGCAAGCCGAUGAUCUGUCGCUGACAUUCCGUGCAUAUCUCGAGUCCGUCUGCAACCAGGAUGCUGGCACCAGCUUGCGGUCACAAUUGCUAGCCAUCCUGUGUGCCCGACCGCUGUCGUACGACCCAGGUGAGGUUCUCGACUGCGUUGAGCAGGAAGCCAAGCCGUUGUUGCUGGCUGAGCGAGCGGUCUUGCUGGUGAUCUUGGAUCGCACAAACGAGGCCAUCGAUGUUUUGGUCAAAGAGCUUCAGGACUAUGCUGAGGCUGAGAUACUGCUCCUGCGUCCGUCGUUGCAGAAAUCACUGGCGCAGAUGUGCCAGGCGCACAGGGAUUUAGGCGAGGAUUCCGAUGGCGAUCAGGACGGAUACUGGCUGCUCCACCAGCAGACAGCUACCAGCAUCGCUGACGAGCUGCGCACACUAGCACUGGGCACUAGCGUGGAUCCUGAUAACGUGCGCAAGCUAGUCAGUAUGUAUAUUGCGCUGGGCGAAGCAGACGAUGAAACGGCGGCCCGCCUCGUUUCCGGACUGCUGGCAAGGUACGGCCAGUUCGUAGACAUGGAUGUUCUGGAACAGGUGCCUGAUAGCUGGCAGUUUUCGGUUAUCGAGAAAUUUGUUGUGAGCAAGUUCCAGAAGCUGGCGCAUGGUGCACAGACGAGCAAAGUCGAGCGCAGUGUGCGCCAGUCGCUUGAGUUCCAGUCGAGGGUUGAGGCCAUGGAGAGCAGCAAGAAUCAUGGCCCAGUUGUGCUGGAUUAUACGCAGACAUGUGCAAAGUGUGGCAAGCUGCUGGGAUCGUCGGCGUUUGCACUCAUACCCGAGUCCAACGAUAUUCUGCACUUGACAUGCUUGGGGUAGUCGGUGCCAUACGUACAUGUCAACGUCUUGUACAAAGUAGUAUUCCAGUAGAUUACAGAAUUCUUGAGCCGAGUGAUGCGGGCAGCUCCACUUUAGAACAUAUCUCUGCCAUGGAUCCACUGCUAGUGAGGCUCAGGCAGCUACAAGGGCGUGUGUAGAUGUAGCAUUCACAAAGCAGCACGCUGCCAAAUAGAGGCUCAGCCAUUGGUGAGCUACACAGUCCAGAGUGUGCUGGCUCUUAGCCUCACUCCAGCACCAGCGUUGAACAUGCUACAUAGCUACCUAUUCACAUUUUCCCAUGC